This is a messenger RNA of Aedes albopictus (Asian tiger mosquito), 1323 nucleotides long. Its product is annotated as keratinocyte proline-rich protein. The transcript has 3 exons. Gene Ontology annotation, cellular component: extracellular region. Bases 98 to 1138 code for a protein of 346 amino acids. Gene Ontology annotation, molecular function: chitin binding. NCBI's taxonomy places the organism in Eukaryota, Metazoa, Arthropoda, Insecta, Diptera, Culicidae. The record is from RefSeq and is a predicted model, not a curated record.
GAGGAGUGUCGAUGGUCAGUCACAUACGAGUUGUCUAGUCCACAGUUUAGUUAACCUAAUUUUAUUACAAAUUUGCUGAUCAUAGGGAAUAGUGAAAAUGAAAUAUUUUAUUUUGACCUUAGCCCUUUUCGGGGUGUCUAUACAGGCCCAAGCUCCAUGCACGGAUUCCUGUUGGCAGUCUUGUCCAAUCGAUUCCCGUUGUCCUGCCGUAAAUGGAGUCAACGCAACUUUGUUGAGCCACCCUACAGACUGUAGCAAAUACAUCAGUUGUGAAAGCGGACAUGGAUGUCCGCUCGAUUGCCCGGCAGGACUUCAUUUCCACGGUGUUAAAAAGAUCUGCACAUGGUCGUGGAUUGCUUGCUGUGACCCACAUGUGGACUGCCGGCCCGACGCUGAAAAUGGCAGGGAUUGCGUUGCCAAUAGUGCAUGCGUUGGUGUCGGCUCUUGGGAAACCGUUCUUCUGCCGCAUCCAGACUGCAGUAAAUUCUACAAGUGUGAUCGGGGAGAGGCCUGUCCAUAUCUGUGCCCAGCAGGUCUACACUUCAAUAAGGACGAUUUGGCUUGUGAUUGGCCAUGGAGAGCAUGCUGCGACCCUACGGUAGAAUGCAAAAAGCCAUGUGAUAUCAACACAUGUCCGCCAACAGGACCUACCCCGGCUCCAACACCGGCUCCGACACCUGCUCCGACACCGGCACCAACACCUGCUCCGACACCCGCACCAACACCUGCUCCCACACCUGCUCCGACACCUGCUCCGACACCCGCUCCGACACCCGCCCCGACGCCCGCUCCGACACCCGCUCCGACACCUGCUCCGACACCCGCUCCGACCCCAGAUCCCACAGGACCUGAUAAUUGUGACACUGGGUGCCCCAAUUUCAACUGCCAUGAAAAUGCACUUUGUGUCGGCACCACUGGAUCCGGUAAAGAAGCAAUCCUCCUGCCUCACCACGAGUGUGGCAAAUUCUACAAGUGCAAGGAAGGAUCAAAUUUGGCCUGCGAGUUUGUAUGCCCACCCGGAUUACAUUUCAACGAUGUAAAGCUCGUAUGUGACUGGCCCUGGUUGGCAUGCUGCGAUCCAUCGGUCAACUGUGUGAAGCCAUGCAUUCCUGGAGUUACGUGCGCACCUUCGGCCUAGGACAAUCAUGGCUAGCAGGUUCUCGAGAUCAGCAGUAGCUUAGAAUCAACAACAUUCAUCUGAUUGCUGUGGUAUUAGUACAUUAGUAUGGUUUGAUAAACAGUUUAAAUUAAGGUGCAUUAGAUUACUCAUAAUGCUUCCAAGUAGUUGGCAAAUAAACAUCCUGCGCGUUCAAACGUUAAAAA